AUGGUGCCCUUCAAGGAAACAUAUGAGAAGGUCGAGGCUUAUCAGGACGAGGUCUUGGCCAACCCGGAGCUCAUGAACGAUGCCUUCGAUGGCGAGAACCGCGAGCAUGAGAUGACCCUGUGGCAGGCUGUCAAGGCCCACCCUUGGGCUUGCUUCUGGGCAUUCACCAUGUGUUUCACCAUUGCUUUUCAAAAGCAUUUCGGUGUCCACGUGAAGGGAUCCGGGUGGACUAUCCCAACCCAAUGGCAGAGCGCUCUUUUCCAAUCUGGUCAAUGCGGUGCUUUUGUCGGUGUCUUCUUGGCCGGACCCGUCACCAACCGUCUUGGAUACCGCUGGACGACCAUUUUGGCCCUCAUUCUUAUGAACGCCACCAUUUUCAUUUCAUUCUUUGCCGACUCACUCACAGUCCUGGUGGUCGGACAAGCGUUGGAGGGUGUCCCCUGGGGAUUCUUCAUUGCCAACUCCCCCGCCUAUGCCAGUGAGAUUGUUCCCAUCGCCCUCCGAGGUGCCUGCACGGCUACCCUGCAAAUGAGUUGGUCUAUCGGCUCAAUAAUUGUCGCCGCCGCCACUUUUCACUACCAAAAACGAAAGGAUGAAUGGGCUUGGAAAGCGCCUCUUGCCCUACAAUGGAUCUUCCCGCAUGCUCAGCAGUCACUGGCCAUGAUGGAACGAACCGUCGAGAUCGAACGCCAGAUGGGAGGUACCCCGACCCUCCUCGACCUGCUCAAGGGUACCGACUUGCGGCGCACAAUCAUCACCUGCUUGAUGUACGCGUCCCAGAAUUUCGCCGGUAACCUGAUUAGCAACCAGGCGACUUUCUUCUUUGAGCAGGCUGGAAUCUCGACCAACCGUUCUUUCCAGCUCAACCUGAUCAACUCGUGUCUUCAAUUUAUUGCCAACGGGUUGUCUUUGUUUCUUACAGGCUGGUUCGGCCGCCGAACCAUCUACCUCUAUGGCACAGCGACCAACGUCGCUCUGCUCUUUAUUCUUGGCAUCGUCUCCUCUAUCCCCAGGACCCAAGAGACAAGCUACGCCCAGGCUUGUCUGGGUGUCACAAUCUCGUUUGUGUUCGCCGGUACCCUCGGACCAGUCUCGUACACCAUCAUUUCCGAGACGUCCUCCGUCCGCCUUCGCGCUCUCAGCACCGGUGUCGGUCGUGCCAGCUACUACGUCGCGGAGAUUCCCAUGAUCUACCUCGCCUCACAGAUGCUCAACACCACUGGGUGGGACCUUGCUGGCAAAUGCGGUUACGUUUGGGGUGGUACCGCUUGCGUCUGCUGGAUCAUGGCCUACUUCUUCCUUCCGGAGCUUAAGCACCGCUCCUACAGGGAGACCGAUAUCUUGUUCAACCGCAGAAUUCCAGCUAGGAAGUUCAAGAGAACGGUUAUCGAUGUGAGGGAUAAUGAGUAA
Penicillium lagena is the source of this 1410-nucleotide messenger RNA. RefSeq names its product maltose permease. Gene Ontology annotation, cellular component: membrane. The transcript is spliced from 5 exons. The record is from RefSeq and is a predicted model, not a curated record. Gene Ontology annotation, biological process: carbohydrate transport; transmembrane transport. Bases 1 to 1410 code for a protein of 469 amino acids. Gene Ontology annotation, molecular function: carbohydrate:proton symporter activity. NCBI's taxonomy places the organism in Eukaryota, Fungi, Ascomycota, Eurotiomycetes, Eurotiales, Aspergillaceae.